Molecule: messenger RNA, 979 nt
Organism: Carassius carassius (crucian carp)
Lineage: Eukaryota; Metazoa; Chordata; Actinopteri; Cypriniformes; Cyprinidae
Gene: igfbp5a
Product: insulin-like growth factor binding protein 5a
Exons: 4
Coding region: 101-889 (262 amino acids)
Biological process (GO): regulation of insulin-like growth factor receptor signaling pathway
Cellular component (GO): extracellular region
Molecular function (GO): insulin-like growth factor II binding; insulin-like growth factor I binding; fibronectin binding
Source: RefSeq, a predicted model, not a curated record
AUUUAACCGGACGCUACGUCUUAGUUCUCGGACAUCUCAAACGAAAGAAAGCGUCGGUUCUACUAAUUCAAGGCUGGUGGAAUAGGUUCUCUACAGUACAAUGCUGCUAAGUUUGUGUACUCUGAUGACAUUUGUAUGGGGACUACCCGGAUUUUCUGCCUCGUACGUGCCCUGUGAGCCGUGCGAUCAGAAGGCUAUGUCAAUGUGUCCUCCGGUAAGGCUUGGGUGUCAAGUGGUGAAGGAGCCCGGCUGCGGAUGCUGCUUGACCUGCGCACUGACCGAGGGGCAGGCGUGUGGAGUCUACACGGGCACUUGUGGACAGGGACUGCGUUGCUUGCCUCGGAAUGGGGAGGAAAAGCCACUGCACGCUCUGCUUUACGGCAAAGGAGUUUGCAUGAACGAGAAACUAUACAAACCCAGAGAUCACGAGUCACAUGAAGACACCCACGUUACAGAGGUAACAGAGGAUCUUCUUCCCCUGGCCAAAGUUCCAUUAUUCCAACGAGACCACAUUAACAGCAAGAAGGCUCUGGCCAUGCGAAAGGAUCAGAAGAGACAGGAGGCUAAACUCAGGAUUAGGGGCAAUUCUGAAUACCCGCUCUUCAGAAAAGUCAAACAUCAGUCUGACAUUGGUCCAUGCCGAAGCAAGCUGGAUGGAAUUAUCCAGAGAAUGAAGGACAACUCAAGAAUCAUGGCUCUUUCAUUGUACCUGCCUAACUGUGAUAAGAAAGGCUUUUUCAAGCGCAAACAGUGUAAACCCUCCAGGGGGCGCAAGCGAGGCAUCUGCUGGUGUGUAAACAAGCAUGGAAUUCAGAUGCCGGGCACUGACUUUAAUGGAGGCAACAUCCAAUGCAAAGAUCUUGAAAGCAACAGCAACAACAACGAAUGAGACUACUCAAAUUUGGGCGCGUAACAAUUUCAUUGUACACUCACUUUCAUCUACCAUAUCAUGUGAUUUGCCAAUCAUUUCUAAUCGUAA